AUUUAAUUUAUCCAGAAUCAUCCACAGAUGAAGAACAAAAGAAAAUCAGAAGUCAAGCAAAAUAUUUUAUAGUGAGAGAAGGAAUUCUGUAUAAGAAAAACAAGAAGAAUCCUCAAAGACCCCUUCGGGUGGUGAAAUCAAAUGAGGUUGAAAUUAUUUUACACAACUUACAUGCCGAUUUGUUGGUGGGACACUUUGGAAUUGAAGCAACCUAUCAUAGGAUUGCUGAGAGAUAUUAUUGGAAUCAAAUGUAUAGUGAUAUAAGGGAAUAUGUCUGGACUUGUGAUGCAUGUCAAUGUAGGGGGGGACCUACUAAGCAUGAAUACUUACAUCCUAUUAAAGUCAGACAACCCUUUGAGAGAUUAGGAAUGGAUAUUGUUGGACCUUUACCUGAGACAAGGAAAGGAAACAAGGCAAUUCCUGAUGCCAAAGCUGCUUUGGUGGUGCAAUUCUUUUAUGAAGAUAUUAUAAGUCAUCAUGGUUGUCCUAAGAUAUUGUUGACAGACCAGGGAACCCAUUUUGUUAACCAAAUGCUGGAUGAACUAUGCAGGGUGAUGGGAAUAAAACACAAAUUGUCAUCAGCAUAUCAUCCACAAACAAAUGGAUUGGUUGAGAGAUUUAAUAGGAUGCUUUGCGAAGCAUUGGCCAAAACAAUGAUUAAUAGUACUACUAGGCAUGAACCUUUUUAUUUGACUUAUGGAAGAGAAGCAAUAUUCCCAAUUGAAUUACAAAUUCCUACAUACUCUACAGAAAUUAGUAGUGAAGAACAAAAAGAAGAAUUACUAUUGAAAAGAGUUUACGAACUCAUUGGGAACUUGCCGGAUAGAAGAGUUGAAGCAGGAGAAAAUAUUUCAAGAACACAAGAAAAACAAAAGAAAUGUUUAAAAAUAAUUUACGAGGAGGAAAUGGAAUAUUUCCUGGAAGUAUUUAAACAAGAGGGUACUGUUGUGAAAUGUCAAGUAUUGUAA
This is a messenger RNA of Entrophospora candida, 968 nucleotides long. NCBI's taxonomy places the organism in Eukaryota, Fungi, Glomeromycota, Glomeromycetes, Entrophosporales, Entrophosporaceae. The record is from the annotation of a GenBank genome assembly.